AAAAAUUCGGAAGCGAUGUCCGACCUAACAUUGAAUAAUGAAGAGCGGGAGAAGAGAAAAAGGAAAAGACUGCAGCAUACUCUUUCUUCAUUUGAGGAUGAGGACUUGUAUGACCAAGAUGAACGACGUAACACUCAGCCAGCCCCUCAACUUCCAGAACGUGCACCAGAGUCCAAGCAAAAACGCACACGUGAGCUGUGCGCACCUGCUUUAAACAGAAGGCAGAAAACAAUGAGCCAGCCAUCAUCGUGCAGGAAGCCGACGCCAAAUGGGCUGCUGCUGAAUCGGUCAGGCAUGCACCAGCUAGGACCAAGAAAAUGGAGCAGUGUGCCUCUUCUCAGGAGUGACUGAGGGGCUGCCACAAGGGGAGAAGGCAAGCAUGUUUCUGAUUACAAGGAUGGACAGUUGGGCUGGGCUAGUUGGUAAGAAUUCAUGUUAAAAAACGGUGCGAAAACCAGACAAAGGAAAAAGAACACACAGUGCCUUGUCCUGUGUGUUUUCUUAUCC
Molecule: messenger RNA, 507 nt
Organism: Ixodes scapularis (black-legged tick)
Lineage: Eukaryota; Metazoa; Arthropoda; Arachnida; Ixodida; Ixodidae
Exons: 4
Coding region: 16-351 (111 amino acids)
Source: RefSeq, a predicted model, not a curated record